Messenger RNA from Melanaphis sacchari, 1158 nucleotides. Its product is annotated as U11/U12 small nuclear ribonucleoprotein 35 kDa protein-like. The record is from RefSeq and is a predicted model, not a curated record. The coding region runs from base 219 to 1121 and encodes 300 amino acids. Gene Ontology annotation, biological process: mRNA splicing, via spliceosome. Gene Ontology annotation, cellular component: U12-type spliceosomal complex; precatalytic spliceosome. Gene Ontology annotation, molecular function: snRNA binding; mRNA binding. Lineage: Eukaryota; Metazoa; Arthropoda; Insecta; Hemiptera; Aphididae. The transcript has 4 exons.
AGAUGUUCGUUUGCAAUGUUUACAUGCUGACAAAUUAAUGACGCGGAACGAACAGCUUGACAAAUACUCAUCGAUUAGUUUUUGACUUCAAUUCACGGACUUCAUAAUAGUUUCAAGGUCGACCCCUUAUAACACAGAAUUUAGUCUUCCAACUAAGUACACACACUCAGAGUAUUUUUAAAUAAUAGUUUAAAGUCCAUAUCUACUUUUAUCAGAAAAUGUCAAUUGAUUAUGAAAAGUAUGAAGAAAAAAUACCAGAAGUGGAAUACUGGUAUCCACAAGCAAUUGUUUAUGAUCCGAUUAAAGCUGGCAGUAUAGAUGGUACUGAUAUUGAACCACAUGAUAAUGGAAUUAAUAGAGCUAUAAAUUCCAAUUAUAAAACGUCUUACAAAGUAAAAGGAAAUCCUCUACAUACCAUAUUUGUUGGCCGAUUAAGUUUAGAUACAACAGAAAAAGAUUUAGAAAAUGAAUUUUGUCGUUAUGGUAAAAUGAUAGCUUUAAGGUUGGUCAGAGAUAUUAUAACAGGUUUAAGUAAACGAUAUGCUUUUAUAGAGUACGAAACAUCUGAAAUGGCAUUGAAUACUUAUUUACGUUGUAAAUCAUUAAUAUUAAAGAACUCUAAAAUAUUUGUAGACUUUGAAUGUGGACGGUUACUACCUGGAUGGAAACCUCGAAGAUUAGGUGGAGGUUUUGGAGGUGAAAAACAAUCAGGUCAACUUAGAUUUGGUGGUAGAAUCAGAAAUUUUAAACCACCGUUAAAUCUAGUUGAGUUCAAUAACAAAAGAAUAUGUAAUGAGGAAAGCGAUGAAGUAGAAUCAAAUACAACUUCUCCUUCUAUGCAUAGUGUGAAUUCAAAUUCUGUCAGUGUUUUAACUACAUCUGCACCUACAAUCAUAUCCUUACCAUUAACACCGCCAUCACAACCAGCUGUAGUUUUACCAUUAACACCUCCUUCGUGUUCAAAUGUAUUUUUACCAUUAUCACCUCCUUCACAAUCAAUAAUUGUCUUACCUUUAACACCUCCUUCAAAUUCAACUGUCACAUUACCACUUACACCACCAUCACAUUCAACCACAUCAUUACCUUUAACACCACCUUCAAAUUCAAUUCCACACCUUUAACAUUAAAUUAAAUUUUUUAAUAUACUUAUUGAAAAUU